Musa acuminata subsp. malaccensis (wild Malaysian banana) is the source of this 4103-nucleotide messenger RNA. RefSeq names its product leucine-rich repeat receptor-like serine/threonine-protein kinase RGI4. The record is from RefSeq and is a predicted model, not a curated record. Gene Ontology annotation, biological process: protein phosphorylation. Gene Ontology annotation, molecular function: protein binding; protein kinase activity; ATP binding. Lineage: Eukaryota; Viridiplantae; Streptophyta; Magnoliopsida; Zingiberales; Musaceae.
UCUCGUGGUAAGAGUUCAGCAAGGAACAGAACAUCAAUUGUCAAUGACAAAAGAUGAAUCGGGAUCCACGUUAAUGUUGGCUUAAAUUAAGACUGCCUCUGUCUGUCACGAGACGCUUAAUCCUGCUCAUAGCUACUGCCAUUAUGCCAACGCAGGGGAAUCUUCUCCAUCAAAUUACUGCUCCACCUCUUGCUUAGCAUUUGUGACGGCCCAAACGUCUGCAACAAGUUACCUCGGGUUGUGUUUUCAUCUGCUCAUUGCCCGGCUGGAAGUCUUGGAUCCGGAGAUUCUGGGUCUUCUCAAUGUUAGCGCUGCAGGUGAUUUAUAUUUAUUAUGUAUAUAUGUGAUGGUAAGCCAUUGUCGGACCUCUCUUCUCCUUUUCUUCCCUUUCUUCUUUCUACUGCUGCUCCUCGUUUCCCUCCGUCAACAUCCUCCACGCUCUCCUCUUUCACCGGCAGCAAAAGAGAGCGCCAGUGAAUAUAGUAGUAGUCCAUGGUAGUGAUGCCUGGCGAAGCUGGAAGCGUGUGGAGGGCCUCCUCCUCCUGCUUCUUCCAGCUACUGUUGUGCUCUGUUCUCUUAUCUAUGGACGCCCGCGCCAUCGACCUGCAGGGCGAGGCGCUGCUUUCGUGGAAGCGGAGCUUGAAUGGUGAUAGCAGUAAUGAUGAUGUACUUGCUGACUGGAACCCGAACGACGCGAGCCCGUGCCGGUGGUAUGGCAUCACCUGCGACGCCAGCGGCCGAGUGGUGGAGUUGACUCUGCAGUACGUGGACUUGCUAGGCGGCGUGCCGGCCAACCUGAGCGCGCUGGCGAGCUCCCUCUCGAAGCUGGUGCUCUCCGGGACUAAUCUGUCCGGGCCCAUCCCGCCGCAGCUGGGAGAGCUCCCCCGACUUGUCCACCUGGAUCUCAGCGACAAUGCGCUCACGGGCUCCAUCCCCGACGGCCUGUGCCGGCCGGGAAGCCGCCUUGAGCGCCUUUAUCUCAACUCCAACCGACUCGAGGGACCGAUUCCGGCCUCCAUCGGCAACCUCUCGCUGCUCCGGUGGCUGGUCGUCUACGACAACCAGCUCGAGGGGGAGAUUCCGCCGACCAUCGGGCAACUCGCGAGGCUCGAGGUAUUCCGGGCGGGAGGGAACAAGAACCUGCGAGGUGCAUUGCCCCCGGAGAUUGGCAAUUGCACCAGCAUGGUCAUCAUCGGCCUCGCGGAGACCGGCAUCUCCGGUCCGCUGCCCCCCAGCAUGGGAGCGUUGAGGAAUCUCCAGACGUUGGCCAUCUACACCGCGCUGCUCUCGGGCCCAAUCCCGCCAGAGUUGGGCCAGUGCGCGGAGCUGCAGAACAUGUACCUCUACGAGAACUCUCUCUCGGGUUCCAUUCCGCCGCAGCUGGGUCAGCUCAAGAAGCUCCGAAACCUGCUUCUCUGGCAGAACAAUCUGGUAGGCGUGAUCCCACCGGAGCUCGGAGAUUGCGGCGAACUUCAGGUGGUUGAUCUCUCGAUGAACGGCUUGACGGGGAGGAUCCCCGCCACCCUCGGCAACAUCACUGACCUCCGGGAGCUCCAGCUAAGUGUGAACCAGAUAUCAGGCCCGAUACUGCCGGAGAUCGCUCGCUGCCGGAACCUCUCCGACCUUGAGCUUGACAACAACCUGAUCUCCGGCGGGAUACCAGCAGAAAUCGGCCUGCUGGUGAAGCUCCGGACGCUGUACCUCUGGGCUAACCGGCUCACAGGGGGAAUCCCGCCGGAGAUGGGCGGCUGCGAGAAUCUUGAGGCCGUGGACCUGUCGCAGAACAAUCUCACUGGCUCCAUCCCCAAGGGAAUCUUCCGGCUGAGGAGCCUGAGCAAGCUGCUGCUCCUGGACAACGAUUUGUCCGGCCCAAUCCCGCCAGAGGUCGGCAACUGCUCGUCUCUUGUCCGCUUCAGAGCCAACGGAAACGGGAUUACCGGAGCGAUUCCUCCGGAGAUUGGCCUGCUGAAGAACCUCAGCUUCCUAGAUCUCAGCUCGAACCGGCUUGCCGGAGCCAUCCCUGGGGCGAUGGCGGGGUGCCGGAAUCUGACCUUCGUCGAUCUCCACGACAACAACAUCGGCGGCAGCCUACCGGAUGGGCUCUUCGAGGGCCUCGUAUCGCUACAGUACAUAGACCUCUCCGAUAACUCCAUCGGCGGGGAUCUGCCGCCGGCAAUCGGUUUACUGACCUCACUCACAAAGCUUACUCUCGCGAGGAACCAGUUAUCCGGCCAGAUCCCGCCUGCGGUCGGCUCGUGCUUGCGGCUCCAGCUGUUGGAUCUGAGCAAUAACAAGCUCUCCGGUGAGAUCCCAGCGACCAUUGGCAAGAUAAUGGCGUUGGAGAUCGCCGUGAAUCUGAGCUACAACGACCUUUCGGGCCAGAUACCGGCGGAGUUCGCAGCGCUCAUCCGGCUCGGGGUGCUUGAUCUCUCCCACAACCGGCUCUCGGGCGACCUCCAGCCCCUGGCCGCCCUCGAAAACCUCGUUGCCCUUAAUGUCUCCUUCAACAACUUCUCCGGCCGCGUCCCGGACAGCGUCUUCUUCUCCAAGCUCCCGAUCGGCGACUUAGAAGGCAACCCAGCACUCUGCCUCGCUCGCUGCUCCGGUUUCGACGAUGUCAGCGACCGAAUCAACGCGCGGAGGGCUGGCCGCGUCGCAACGGCGGUGCUCCUUUCGGCUGCGGUCGUGCUAUUCGCCACGGCGGCCAUCGCCCUUGUUAGCAGGAGAAGGGCCCACCGCGAGGACGGGUGCGAUGAGGAGGAGAAGGACGGCGACUUGUCGCCGCCGUGGGAGGUGACUCUGUACCAGAAGAUGGAGAUUGGUGUUGUCGAUGUGGCCCGGAGACUCACGGCGUCGAAUGUCAUCGGCCGGGGUUGGUCCGGGGUGGUGUACCGUGUGAGGAUCCCGGCCACGGGGUCGCUGAUCGCCGUCAAGAAGUUCCGCACGGGUGAUGAAGCGGCAGCCGCGGCCUUCGCGUGCGAGAUUGGAGCCCUGGCGCGCGUGAGGCACCGGAAAAUCGUGCGGCUGCUUGGGUGGGCGGUGAACCGCCGUUCCCGGCUACUGUUUUACGACUACCUCCCGAGCGGGACGCUGGGCGGGCUGCUCCACGGCGGAGGCACGGUAGCGGCGGUGGAGUGGGAGGUGCGGCUGGGGAUUGCCGUCGGGGUGGCGGAGGGGCUUGCCUACCUGCACCACGACUGCGUGCCAGCGAUCAUCCAUGGCGACGUGAAGACGGAGAACGUCCUCCUGGGCGAGCGGUACGAAGCUUGCCUCGCGGAUUUCGGCCUCGCUCGAGUGGUGGACGACGGCGGAGCGGACAGGCGCGAUUCCCACACGCCCGCAUUCGCUGGCUCUUACGGCUACAUUGCUCCCGAGCACGGGUGCAUGACGAGGAUCACAACGAAGAGCGACGUGUACAGCUUCGGGGUGGUGCUGCUGGAGACGAUAACGGGGAGGAGGCCGGCGGACCCAGCGUUCGGGGAGGGGCAGAGCGUGGUGCAGUGGGUGCAGGACCACCUCAGGAGGAAGCGUGACCCGGCGGAGGUGGUGGAUCCCAGGCUCCAGGGGCGUGCCGACCCCCAGGUCCAGGAGAUGCUCCAGGCCCUCGGCAUCGCCCUCCUCUGCACCAGCACCCGCACCGACGACCGCCCCACCAUGAAGGACGUCGCCGCCCUCCUCCGCGGAAUCCAUGGCCACGACGAUCCCAGCAACCCUGCCGAGGCCCGCAAGCCCGGAUCCGUCAGCGUCGGCGAUCGAGAGGUCAGAAAGAGGGAUGAGCCGGCAGAGGCUGCCAUCCGCACCCCUUCCCAAUGCUCGCUCGCGUUCUCCUCCUCCUCUUCGCGCAGCAUCGACAAUUGCUUGCAAUGACAUCUCUCACCGCCGGCAAUCACUCGCUUGCAAUGGCAUCGGAGACCGGAUGCGCUGGAACAAUGUCCAGGGCAUAAUGGUCCGCCGAUAAGGAACGCUCCAUUCCGUCGGAGCUCCAAAUUAGGAAGAAUCAUGGAAGGCAAAAUUUUCAUUUAUGCCCUUUUCAAAAUUAAAAUAUCAUUUCUUGAUCGAUUAGAAUUGUGACAUUUAUGAUAUAGUCUCACAUGAGAAGUAAA